AUGUCGUCUUCAGCACUACUAAAAACCAUCCGUUCAUUAAAAGAUUCCACCUUUGAAGCUUGCGCGGCCAUCAGCGCAUACUCCAAGACAUCUUUAUCUUUGUCAAAACCAUCAGAAACAAAUCCAAUAGCAUCAAAAAUUGAGAUUAAGCAUUUGCUCGUCGAGUUGAGGCUUCUCGGGGGCUCGCUUCACAGCCUCGAGUCUUUUGUUACGGAGUUGGCAGCCAACAAUGACAAUUCUGGCGACAGCACGUUAGGCAUCACGCCAAGCACAUCAGGCUCUGCUUCCGGAAGAGAAAUUGACCGCGAAUGGCCGAUGAUUGAUAAAUGCGAAAUAUUAGUCUCUGCUUUAAAGUCAUUUCAUGCUUUUGCGACAUCGGAUGGCAUCAAGGCGGCUAGAGCAUCACUUUCAGACGUUCGAUCUAAACUCGCCUAUGUUCUUGGGUCGUCCGAUACCCUAGAAGAUAUUUCACUUCAAUUCUCGAUACUCUCAACAGACUCUGUCCCACAGCUUAUGGUCCAGAAGGAUGACGACCAUGAGGCUGUCGAAGCCACUGACCAUUACGAUGAUGAGCCCAGCGCAACCGAUGUUUCCGAUUGGCUUAACAUUCUAAACUCAUCUGAAAAUGAUCGCGAACCAGCAGAAUACAAUAGAGAAACAAUGCUGAUACAGGCGCGUCGAAUCACAGAACCAAAAUAUCGAGUGGCAGCCACGAGAUGGCCAGAAUAUGCCGAAAAAUAUUGGCAAAAGCUUAGGCCGCAAGUUUGUACCCUUUUCAGGAUACAAAAGUCAUAUAACUUCGUGCAAUGGGCUCUAGAAUAUGCCAGAGUGAUGUAUCCGCGGACGCUGGGUUCUUUAGCCUUUUCUCCAAGGCUUCUCCUCGAAUUAACAGACGCAUUAUGCGACGGGUCUGUAUCGUCACUUCACAUCGCAGCAGCGCUUGGUUUGCCCAGUCUUUGCAGAGAUCUUUUGUCGAUGGGCGCCAAAGUCAACCAGUCUAGUCUUAUUGGCACGCCCUUAUUUUGCGCCCUUGUCGGCAGCAAAGUCCUCGCGACCCGUACGGAACCAGAAUCAUGGGCCACACUGCUUGUUGGCGGCGACUCGAAUGUCGACCAGGCAGCAACCAUUCUUUUGCUCCUUGACGGGGGUGCCGACUGCAAAUAUCGUUACAAUUGGAAAAACGGAACUGAAGAGGUGUCACUGGCAGGCCUGGCAUUUUGGACUGCGAUGAUCAGCAAGCACGAGGCCGUCUUCACGCGCAUCGCCAAAGGAGGAAGCAAUCUGGAUUGGUCAUUUCACCAGUUUUUGGAGCGAGAAACCUUGACAAAGCGUGGCCUGCUUCACCGCGCACGGUUCGCGCGCCUACUCACCUACGUCUACGAUAUGACCUUGGCCGAUAUGGAACAAGACAACACAGAAUAUUUGGAAAUACAGGAGCUCGUGUCUAAGGUCAUGAGGCAUAGCAAAGUCAAAUUUUCACCUACGACAGACGGCAAGAUAGAUACUCUGAGCGAUGGAAGUUUUUCAGAAGCCAUACGAACCGCUGUUUUGGAUUUCAACGUCACACUGGUGGAACGAUUGACCAAAGACCCCAGGUUCGAUCCCAAUUUCCCGUACAACAAUGACGGAACUUCUGGUACGAUCCUUCAUAUGGCUACAGAGGGUGCUCAGCUCGAAAUUAUGGACAUUCUUAUCCGUGCUGGAGCCGAUGUGCGAGCCAGAGACUCGGAAGGUCGUACACCCCUUAUGGUUAUUGAGGAAGUCGGUCCCUUGGCGAAGUUGAUUUUGGAACACUCGGCUCCUACCUAUGAUACCGAUAACGGCGGCCGCAACAUCUGGCAUCUCCUCGCCGCUACAAAUGAGGUGAAACUACUGAUGUUUCUAUGGGACAAUGACCCAUUCAAAAUCCGCAACCUUGACGCCGUAUGCGAGGAUGGACAUACCCCAUUGAGAGCAGCCUUCGCCUAUAUCAACACCUUGGAAAUUGUCCCAAAAGGUGGCCAAAAGGUUGGACCCGUGGCAGCCCAGUUCUUGCUGAAACAGUGCCAGGGGUAUCUAAAAGCAGAGGGCAACGAGCAGUUGGCAAGAUGGGCCACAGAAUGGGGCGACGUUGAUCUUGUGAAGAAAAUAUUUCAACUCAUCCCCAGCGCCAACGAGGGCGAUGAAUUACUUCUCCGGUCGUUGAACAUAUCGGCCUCCCCUGAGCUUGUUUCGCUGGUUCUUGACAAGGCUGGGCCAUCUCGACCGUUUUCUGACGGCCUAACGCCAGCAGAAACAGUCAUCACAAACACAAGGCUCCUGCUACCGCAAACAGGAUUCACUAACAAGCCAAGUCUACACCCGUCUUGUUAUCCCGAGAUGACUCGCAGCGCUUAUAUGGACUUGCUCACUCCUGAAGUUCUCAAUUCACGAGACAGCCAGGGAAGAGGUCUAUGGGCAAGGUUCUGUGACGAUGUACUCACGCUGUUCCGCAGCCGAUCAGCCGAUUACCCUAACAACAUGUAUUUCCUGUAUGGGUUUGCGCGUAUGGCGAUUUCGUGCUUACUUGAGAAGGGUGCUCUCGUGGAUUACGAGAAAGAUACCGGAAAUUGGGCAAUUGCUCGCAUAUCCAACGAAGCCCGAGUUGGUGCCGUCACUUGGACAUCUGUUAAAUUGCCAUUCGUUGCCGCUGUCCUGGAAGCGUCCCUUUACGGGAUGGAAAAUUUUGAUCUAGCCAAAGAAGGCUCGAAAGAGUUUUUUGAUACAAUAGACGCCGCAGUUCUUCUUUCACUUGCUGUGCGCUCUCGGAAACCAGACGUCGUCGAACUACUUGUCCAGAGCGGUAUGAACGUCCACAAGCCUUGGGAGAGUUUUGGUGGCAAAUCAAUUUUCGAGGACUUUUUGUCGGAUGAGCCUGUGGACGUAUCGAUGAUUGAGCCGUUGCUCAGCAAUACAAAACCACAAGACAUUAUUGCCAACCAACAUUACACAUUCCGAGAGGUUUUAGCCAUACCAGACGAAACUAUCGCUGUGAUGGUGCUUGAAAAGCUAAUUGACUGCGGCAUGGAUGUCAAUAGUCUCGAAGUUACCAAUCAACCGUCGUUUAGAUCGCCAGUCCACGACUCCCCCGGUCCAUCAAUGCUAGUGAAAGCACUUUGUCGCUCGAGGACCAGUCUCGCAAUGCUGCUAGUCCGCCGUGGUGCAGAUGCCAGUUUGGCACCACCAGAUUCGAUCAGCGGCUUUAUGCUGGCCGCCAAGAUUGGUUUUGUGGUUGUGCUGGAAAACAUCAUCGAGAAAGCGCCUGAGGAUUUUAACUGGCUAUGCCGUUUUAAUGCUCUUGAACACGGUGAUAUCUUUAAUGCACUUCAGUUUGCUGCAGUCGGAGGUCAUCGCGAUGUCAUGAUGGCGCUUUUGGAAGCCACCCCGUUGGUUAAAGAGAUUGAUACUACAAGUCCACGGUAUGGUCGAUCACCAGCGCAUUUAGCUGCCAAAGCUGGGUCUCUAGACUGUAUCAAGGUCUUGACUAGGUUCGGCGCGAAUUUGACUGUCAGAGACAUUUCAGGCAGGACACCACUCUUUUAUGCUCUUUUAGGACCCAACCGAGAGGUAGCCGAGUAUAUCGAAGAGCACAUGCCGGAUCCCAGCAGUACCCGAAAUAUUGUUCUCCCACCUUCUGUGCCUGACUCACCCAGCACAUCUUCUGUCUUUUCGCUUCAAGAACUUUCUGAUGUUGAUAUGGCAGACGCGUCUUCAGAGACAGACGAAAACUCAAAUCCUCGACGUCUAGGCGAUUUGCUGGCUCAUGCAAUCGAUCAUUACCAGCUAAAGAGUGAUGCUCUUUUCAAACCAUUCCUCGAUCACGCUUCGAAGAAGGACCUGGAGUCAGCCAUCAUGCCUUGUGGAGGUUGCACUCUCCUCAGCUACACAGCGUCCAAAAAUCUCAUACGACCUAUGUUGGAGCUUCUUGAAUUGGGUUUCAAAGGAUUCGUGACUAGCUGUGACGAACAUUGGAAUGACGGCUACAACGCGCUAUUUGAAGCCGCUCGGCAUCUACAGCGACUCAUGGCGUACGAUAUGUUUAUCUCCCCCGAAAAGGCAUAUUCCUUCUUCGAAAAGUGCCUGGAUGCAUAUUUACAAGAAGAACGAGUUUGGUUUCACAUGAGAAUGAGCCCCAUACACGCUAUUUUUUACUUCGGACAAUCUGUCCACCAUCCUGCUCCCGAACAUCAGUACAACGUUCUUCAGAUAUUCAUUAAUCAUUUAACAGAACACGCCGAACAAUACUGGACUUUGAUGAAAAAGUAUGGACUACUGAAUCUGUUCCCUUUCGACGAAAACGAGAGCAUCGUGAAGAGAGUCUUGCGGUUCGCUGUCAACCUAAGGAACCAGUCGAGAUUUCCAAGCGGGUCUGGGCACACUCCUCUGCAUUUUAUGACUGUCUAUUGUGGCGGAAAGGUGCUCACUGCGCGGCAUUAUGAAAUGUUUUGCAAGAUGGCCAAGCUCCUUAUUGAUAGCGGAGCCGAUGUCAACAUUCAAGACGACGUUUCAGCAACACCCUUGUACCAUGCUGUGCACCAUGAUCUUUUGCCCUUGGUCGAUGUGCUUCUGGAAGCAGGUGCUGAUCAACAUAUUCCCGACAAUGAGGGCACAACACCUCUAGGCAUAUCGAUACGUGGUGCAUUGCAUAGGAAUUUCGCUGUAACCCAUCGCUUGUUAGAACGUGGUGGCGACCUUGCGACCAUCACUUUCCAUGAAUUAGGCGGUUAUCAAGAUGGCACUUUAAGGAACUUACACGAGCUGCUCAAGCUUGGUUUAGAUCCUUUUAGCAUCAAUUUGCCAGAUCGUGAAACAACUCUUACAUGCAUACUUUCCCAGAACAGCCAAAACUUCGCCCUGAACGGAGACUUUGACUUUUACCGCCUUGCAGAAGAGGAGCCUGCCUUCUUGAGAACUGUCUUUGUGGGAAGCUUCGACGGAUCAACUAUAUACAAAGAAGCCGGCAAAAUGAGAGCAAUCAUUAAGCGCAUUCCGUGGGAAUGUCGUGCUCGUGUUGUGAAUUUCGAGCCAGAUAAUGGAUUCAACAUUGGAUUUGCAGCCAUCCUCCCGGACUUGGACGACAUUCUUCGAUUGUUUCUCGAAGCGGGGUUCGAUAUUGAGCGCGAGAGACGCGGCAGGGGUUCAGCAUUGAUGUUUGCUAGUAGAAUUGGAGCAUUCAAGUGCUUCAAGAUGCUUAUUCGACACGGCGCAAAGGUCUCAUACCUUGGUAUUGGCAGAAGAGGUGAGUCCGUCGUUAGGUCUGCAGUUGACGAAGCAAAGAGACACCCAAAGCUACUGCGGUGGCUCCUCGUUGAUCGUUACUACGAGACGAAAUACCUUGCCGAGAAGGAGCACAACGGGCAAGAUACUAUCAAGCCUUGCGCUAUGAGUCUUGUCAUCUGUCUUCAUAUGUAUCACAUCUUGUCCCUCUGCCCCAGUCUCGUUGAUACUAUCAUGAAAUUGGCCGCUAUAAGCAUAAGAGACGAAAUUGUUAGACUUGAGGGUUCAACUUUUUAG
This is a messenger RNA of Fusarium poae, 5532 nucleotides long. RefSeq lists its product as uncharacterized. NCBI's taxonomy places the organism in Eukaryota, Fungi, Ascomycota, Sordariomycetes, Hypocreales, Nectriaceae. The transcript has 5 exons. Gene Ontology annotation, molecular function: protein binding. The coding region runs from base 1 to 5532 and encodes 1843 amino acids. The record is from RefSeq and is a predicted model, not a curated record.